AUGGUAUGCGAGAAGGAGCGCGGCGCGCGCAGGCCCAAGUGCGCGCGCUGCCGCAACCACGGGCUCAUCAGCUGGCUCAAGGGGCACAAGCGCCAGUGCCGCUUCCGCGCCUGCGUCUGCGCCAAGUGCUCCCUCAUUGCCGAGCGCCAGAGGGUCAUGGCCGCGCAGGUGGCGCUGAAGCGGCAACAGGCGGCCGAGGACGCGAUCGCGCUGGGGCUGGUGGCGGUGACGACUGGCGCCGAGUACGGUUUCCUGCCGCAGGGGCCCAUCUUCGGCAUGAGCACCACGGCGCCACAGAGCGAGCCCUCCGCAGGUACCGCUGCGCAGCGGCCUCUGGCGGCCGGCUCGCUGGACCUGCUGGCCAAACUGUUCCCGCACAAGAAGCGCUCCGUGCUAGAGCUCGUUCUGCGCCGCUGCGGCGACGACCUCGUCAAGGCCAUAGAGCAGUGCGUGCCCUGCGACCCAGCCGCCGCAGCUGCGGCCGCUGCCAGGUCGGUGACAGCGAAGGGGGCUACGACGGCGGCGGCCAGCAGCUCGUCCUCUGCAGCCAGCAGUAGCAACAGCGGGGGCGGCGGCGGCGGCGGCGGCGGCGGCGGCAGCCGAGUCGGUGUGGGCGGCCCGGUGUCGAUGUCGGGGCGGUCUGCGUUCACACCGGUCACCCCCGGCAGCGGCGCGGCGGGCGCGGGGACGGCUUUGAUGCUUGGGGAGCUUCAGAAACUCUCCGCAGCAUCUCGGCAAUGUGUGAAACUUGUUCAACGCCGAGGAAAGAGAGGCGACGAGUGUGACCAGGUCAACAUUGGCCACUGUGGUAGAUAUGGCGUGACAGGGCGCGGCGCCAGCGUGGACGGCUUCGGUAGCGGUUGCCCUACUAUUUUUAACUAA
Messenger RNA from Schistocerca nitens (vagrant locust), 882 nucleotides. Its product is annotated as doublesex- and mab-3-related transcription factor A2-like. Gene Ontology annotation, biological process: regulation of transcription by RNA polymerase II; sex differentiation. The transcript is spliced from 6 exons. NCBI's taxonomy places the organism in Eukaryota, Metazoa, Arthropoda, Insecta, Orthoptera, Acrididae. Gene Ontology annotation, cellular component: nucleus. The record is from RefSeq and is a predicted model, not a curated record. Gene Ontology annotation, molecular function: DNA-binding transcription factor activity, RNA polymerase II-specific; protein binding; RNA polymerase II cis-regulatory region sequence-specific DNA binding. The coding region runs from base 1 to 882 and encodes 293 amino acids.